CCCGGAAGUGGUGUUUGCCAAUAAAUGCCAACCUGUAUGACCGUGCCUUCACUGCGCUUUCGUUGAAAGGUAGUCCUACUAUAUGUUUAGUAAGUGGACUCUACUAGUACUAGGGAUAAUUUGUUCCAGUUAAAGGUCCGGUGAUUGUGAUUUGUUUCUUUUGUCUAAUGGCAGCGGUUAGAGUUGUGUGGCUUAGGGCCAUACUUGGUGGCCUUCUGCUGUCGAGUGUAGUUUCUGGUGAAAAUGCUGCUCAAGAAAUCAGUAAGCAAAGCACACAAGAAGGGGGACUUUCUGACUAUUGGGUGUUUCGUCUUUUCCUCAAUUUGGCCGGAUAUGCGUCAAUAAUUAUCCCAGCCGCACUGGUGAUAAAAUACAUCAAGAACUCAAAUAUUUUGGAGAAAGGAGGUCUGGGUCAUGGAAUUAUUUACACAAUGACAAAACGUUGUGUCUAUGGUGAUGAUGAAGAAAAGACAAGUCUUGAAGAAGGUCCUAAUAUUAUUGUACCCCCAAAGACAAAAGGUAAGCGAGCUUUGGUCCUUGUGAUAUGUGUCGCUGGUCUUCAAGGUUCUUACCUCACAUGGGGAGUUCUGCAGGAACGAAUAAUGGCUCAUGAUUAUGGUACAGAAGAAAACUCUGCUAGAUUCAAAAAUUCACAGUUCCUGGUGUUCAUGAACAGGAUCUCUGCACUGAUCACUGCUGGAAUUGCCAUGUAUCUGUUAAAACAACCACGUCACUUAGCACCUAUGUAUAAAUACUCUUACUCAUCGCUGUCAAAUAUCCUCAGUAGUUGGUGUCAAUACGAAGCUUUGAAAUAUGUAAGCUUCCCGACACAAGUCAUAGCUAAAGCUUCAAAGAUUAUACCAGUGAUGCUGAUGGGAAAAGUGAUAUCCCGAAAAUCAUAUGAAUAUUACGAGUACUUAACUGCUGUUAUGAUUUCCGUUGGCGUGGCUUUAUUUUUGCUUUCACAAGGAGAAGAAGGUUCCGGAUCCACAGUGACAACAGUAUCUGGCGUCAUCAUAUUAGUUGGGUACAUGACUUUUGACAGUUUUACCUCCAAUUGGCAAUCAGAGAUUUUCAAGCGUUACAAAGUAUCUAGUAUUCAGAUGAUGUUUGGAGUUAAUUUAUUUUCUGUUAUAUUCACUAGUGGUUCUUUACUGGAGCAAGGUGGUUUCUUUGAAGCCCUGUGGUUUAUGACUCGGUAUAGUUUAUUCACUUUCCACGUUAGUCUGUUAUCUUUAUGCUCUGCCACUGGUCAGUUAUUUAUUUUUUACACUAUAGGGGAGUUUGGUGCUGUAAUAUUUACCAUAAUUAUGACAACGAGGCAAGCUUUAGCUAUUCUGCUCUCUUGCAUUAUAUUUAGUCAUCCAGUCACAUUGAUUGGUAUGUCUGGUGUCGGUGUGGUUUUUAUGGCCCUCCUACUUAGAAUUUAUGCCUCUUCCAAGGCCAAAAAUAAGAAAGUUCCUUCACCAGCAACAAAAAUGACAGAUGUGGUGACGAGUAAAUCUUAAGUUAAAAGCAAUAAGAUGUAUUUUUUUUCUCUGUAUAAAGGUGAAACUUAUUUAUUUUCAACAUCCUAAAUAUUUCACAUUUCUUGGUCAGUACAAAUGCUUUUGUAUUUUUUAAACGAGAUCCGUCAAAUGUAAUAAAAAAAAAAAAAUGUACAGUUAUCAUUGAUACUGCCAUUUGAACACUCUGCCCCAGAACCACCUCACUUGUGGUAGUGGUUUUAUAUUCAAUUUGAUUAAAAUAAGAUCUUUGUGAGAUUAUUUCUUUCCCUUUUUCGUUAUUUUUGUCGUGAAAUGAACAGUGAAUGCCAAAAAUAAAAAGAGAAAAAUAACCCUGCUAAGUUGUUAUUUUGAUCAGAUUGUGGUUGUCUGUGUUUUGAAUUUGCAUGCAAAGAUGAAUAAAAUCCUAAACUGUUUUUAACUCCAGCUGACAAAUAAGAAUUGUUUUUGGUUCAAUCUAACUAUCGAUAAUUCAGAUCUGUGAUCGUUGUAGACAAUGUUGUACCACACUGACUGAAUGUCCUUAAUCGUUCAAAUCUGACAUUCAUAAUAGAUUCCCAAGUACAGUUUUCUAGGGAUGUACGAGAUACCUUGGCCAACCUGCAUGCAUUAAAUUAAAUCAAAUAGUUGGGUCUAAACUUCCCCCUCGCCAUUUCCUACAAAUUUUGUUACGUUGUACUUGGCAUUCAUGUACUCAAUUUCAUCUGUAUCUCGUAUACAACAAGGUUGUCGUGCAACACUUGUAAUUGUGCCAAAAGUUAAAAUGAAAGACUGCAAAAUAUAUAUAUAUAUACUAGUAUAUAGUAUUCGCACAAUGUUAUUGCAUAUCCAUUGUUAUGCAUCAUGUACCCAUGUACUACAAUCUUCCUUUAAUGUAAUUUUUGGUGCUGGGAGGACCCACCACUAAAGUCUAGCAAUGUUUAUAAAAUACUACACCCACACAAACAAUUUUCAUUUAAUAUGUGGGAAUUCUGUAUUUAUUUUUUAACUUUGUAAAUUGUAAAACUAGUAAAUAAAUUGUGAACAUGUUUA
This is a messenger RNA of Saccoglossus kowalevskii, 2537 nucleotides long. Its product is annotated as adenosine 3'-phospho 5'-phosphosulfate transporter 1-like. Lineage: Eukaryota; Metazoa; Hemichordata; Enteropneusta; Harrimaniidae. Gene Ontology annotation, biological process: transmembrane transport; 3'-phosphoadenosine 5'-phosphosulfate transport. Gene Ontology annotation, cellular component: endoplasmic reticulum membrane; Golgi membrane. The record is from RefSeq and is a predicted model, not a curated record. Gene Ontology annotation, molecular function: 3'-phosphoadenosine 5'-phosphosulfate transmembrane transporter activity.